Owenia fusiformis is the source of this 728-nucleotide messenger RNA. The record is from the annotation of a GenBank genome assembly. NCBI's taxonomy places the organism in Eukaryota, Metazoa, Annelida, Polychaeta, Sabellida, Oweniidae.
AGGUUUAGUCAUUUAAUUUCGAAUUGAAAAAUGAGAAGGCAGCCAUCGGAGAAAAAUAUGUCGGCCCGGAUAACGUGGAUUUGUGUUUUAAACUUACAUCUCUUUACACUGAGCAGUUCUAUGAAAAUACCAUACGACUGUAUAGUGACGUAUGAUAAGUCUAUAGUUCCUGGAGGUACACGCUAUGAAGACAUAGAGAAAAAGUUCUCCCAAGAAAGUUGCAGAAAAAAAUGUGAAGAGGAUGACAAGUGCAGCGCGGCUGACUACAACAGGGAAGAUAGGAGCUGUUGGUUCCAUAACAAAUUCCCAUUGGACACUCGAAAGUUUAAAUAUGGCUUGGAGGAAUGUUGCGUCCACAUUAGGAAAGCUAUGGGGCCGGACGAUUGUCCCGGGAUGUUAGAGCAAAUGCACGAGAUUUUAGAAGAUGGCAGAAUGAAAAUGGGUCCACCAGGUCCCCCUGGACAACUAGGACCUCAGGGUCCACCGGGAGACCCAGGUAUUGUUGGACCAAUGGGCUUUCGAGGUCCAGAGGGACCUCCCGGGAAACCCGGAGUAGCUGGACCAAAGGGAGACCAUGGGAUGGUCGGUUCUCCCGGGAAACCAGGUCCCCCGGGGCCAGUACCUGACAGAGGUCCGCCGGGUAUGAGGGGCCCACCGGGACAAGAUAACAACGAUGUCGAUUUGGCAAUGUUUUCCGCAAUGGUACAACAAGAUGAUAUCUGGAGAAG